AUGCGAUUCGUCGACACUACGCACAAGGUUGACCCCAAAUGGAUGGGUUGUUUCACUGAUGAUGUCGCUAUCGCCACAAAGGUGCACACUGCUGGAGUUCCUGUCUGGCUUAUCCGUGAUGCUGAACUUGUCAAUGCCAACAUGAACAUCGUCAAAGUUGUUUCGUUCACACCACCCGAUGACCUCGUCAUCGGCAUGUAUCAUGAUCCCGUCAAACUCUUUGCCCAACCAUUCGACAUCAUCACCAGAGGUCCCAAUAAUCACCGGCAUCAUGAGGCCACUCGUCAGCCGUAUUCCAACUUUGAGAAGCUGCCGGUUCCAAAACCCCAAGUGGAACAGAUGGUAACUAAGGAGUCAUUGGUAGGAAGGGCGCGUGUAGACAAAGGGAAGGCCAAAAUGAGUGCCAAGCUUGCACCGUGUAAGUUCAGCAUUCUUCUUUCAUGGUUGUUGUGA
Messenger RNA from Suillus plorans, 453 nucleotides. RefSeq lists its product as uncharacterized. The record is from RefSeq and is a predicted model, not a curated record. The transcript has a single exon. Lineage: Eukaryota; Fungi; Basidiomycota; Agaricomycetes; Boletales; Suillaceae. Bases 1 to 453 code for a protein of 150 amino acids.